Messenger RNA from Sorex araneus (European shrew), 678 nucleotides. It is a transcript of the gene GLOD5, whose product is annotated as glyoxalase domain containing 5. The record is from RefSeq and is a predicted model, not a curated record. Bases 1 to 678 code for a protein of 225 amino acids. Lineage: Eukaryota; Metazoa; Chordata; Mammalia; Eulipotyphla; Soricidae. The transcript has 6 exons.
AUGAUUGAGCCACUAGCAGCCAAGGAAACAGAUGCAGACCUUUAUUUUUUUGUGAAGCUGGGGAGGGACACAAAUGCUAAUAAGGUUUUUGGCUUCAACUUUUGCACCUGCAAGUGUGAGCUGAAGCUAAUUGAUAAUCCUCCCAAGUAUGCAAACAUCCUGGGCCCCUGCGGAGCAGCACAAGCAGAGAAAGGAGAUUUUAAGAAACGGUUUCCAGAAAUGACCAAAGUCAUUAUGGGGGCAAUCCUGGAGCAGUCCUGGAGGAACAGCACCAAGAACCCUUCUCAAUGUCUUAUCCAUAGUCUUGACCACAUCGUGAUGACUGUGAAGAGUAUCAAUGAAACCAUCAAGUUUUAUUCCAAGAUACUGGGCAUGGAAGUUAUAACUUUUAAGGGAGAUCGGAAAGCAUUAUGUUUUGGAGACCAGAAAUUUAAUCUCCAUGAGGUGGGAAAGGAAUUUGAACCCAAAGCAGCUAAUCCAAUUCCUGGCUCCUUAGAUAUCUGUUUGAUCACAGAUGUACCUUUGGAGAAAGUGAUCCAGCAUCUCCAGGCUUGUGAUGUCCCCAUUGAGGAGGGCCCUGUCCCUAGAACAGGGACAAAAGGGCCCAUUAUGUCCAUCUACUUCCGGGACCCAGAUGGAAAUUUGAUUGAGGUGUCCAACUAUAUAUCCUGUGACUGA